UCCCGCGUUGCUGUGGCUCUGGCACAGGCCGGUGGCUGCAGCUCCGAUUCGACCCCUAGCCUGGGAACCUCCAUAUGCCGUGGGAGCGGCCCUAGAACAGACAAAAAAAAACACCGGUGAAUCAUUUAGCACCAUUUAGCACAUACACAAUGUUGAGCCCCCCCAUCUGGUUCCAGAACAUUCUCAUUCCCCCCCAAAAGAAACCUUGUAUGUUAAAGUUCACUCUUAUCCCGGUACCCCCGGUCUCCUCCUCCAGCCCUGUGACCACUCUGGAUUUGCCUGUUCUGGACAGUCCCUAGAAAUGGGGCCACACACCAUGAGGUCCUCCCAGAGUGGCUUCUUUGAGUGUCACAUCCAUCAGAACGUCCUUCCUUUUCAUGGCUGAGUAACAGUCCAUUGAGUGGGGGGACCACAUGUUCCUUCUCCAUCAGCCAGCAACAGGCACCAGCGGCCCAGAGGAGCCAAACCCCAGAGAAGGGCAACGCCCGGAACAUCAGGUAGCCAUGCACACAGGGUAGGGUUGACACUGGCCCUGGGGCCUGGCUCCCCUGUCCCAGUAGCCUGCUGGUGUCCAAGUAGUGAACGCAGUGCUGGCCAAGUCCGCUUCCCAGGAGACCCAGGGCACGCACAGACGCAGCCGAAGCCGUGGUCACUCCGGGUCUCGGAAUGAAUCCAACGCAGCAGCACCAUGGGACGGCUCCUCCGAGGUUAGGUUCCGGUUCUGUUCCUGAUCCCUGGGGCCUCUUGCUCCCGAGCCUGUGGGACCCCAGAUGCGCUGCUCUGAGCUGCCGUGUGGAGAGGCACGCGGCAGGCACGUCUGGGCGACCGCAGCCCCACACCCUCGGAGAGUCCUCCCAGCAGCCAGGUGGACCCCCCCUCCCCCGACAGCCUUCCCACCAAACCGCAGCCCUGUGGACGCCUUGCCCCACCUCGCCCAGAGCCUGCGAGGUAGUGUGUGUUGUUUGCAGCUGCCACGUUUUGUGAUCACUUGUUGUGCAGAAAUGGAGAACAAACAUCCGUCACGAAGAAACAGCCGUGCUUCCCGGGCUUGGCCCUUGGCGUCUGGACGCUGCAGAGACCCUCUGAAGGUUCUCCAGCGACGCCAGCGGAGCUCGAGGGGGCCGCGCGGGGCCCUGCGCCCCCCCAGCGGGCCGGGCGGGGGUCGCUCCCGGAGCCUGACGUCGGAGCGCAGGAGGCCCCGCCCCCACGCCGCGCUCGCGCCCACGUGCCGGCCGGCGGCUGAGUCACGCCUGCGCGGAAGAGCCGCUCCCGCCUUUCCCGGGUCUCGUCGCGGGAGCGCCGCGAGCCUCCCGCGGCCGCUGCCUUCGUCUUUGUCCGGGAGCUCCCCCGAGCCCCUGCUCUCCCGGAGGUGCUUCUGGGGCCUCUCCUCCUGCCUCUCUGCCGGGCUGCAGGCCUCUGCGUCUCCGCUUCACCCAAGCGAGCCUGGUUUGGUAGCAGCGGGAGCGGCUCGUUCUCAGAUCCAAGAGGCUCUGCUGGGUUGAGGGUGUGACGCUGAGAGUGGUGGUUUUCCUUGGUUUUCCUUCGCAUUGUGUUGUCCCUUUGUGUACACAGUGGUCUUCCGUUGAGAACUCGUGAUAUGUGAUCGGCUGUAAUUUGGGGCAUAGGAUAGUAGGGUCCUGUAGGAAGCCCUGACGUGUUCUUCUUUCAGCAGGCUAGCUGCACCAGCACUUGAUCCUCAGUCACUUAAAUGCGGUUCCAGACAUGGAGAUGAAUUGCAGACGGAUUUUAUGGAGUCCCUUCCAGGACUGCUGUUUGUAUUCAUGCCUCCAGUGUAACCUUUCAGGGUUUCAACCGCAAGAUGCGACCACUUGGUAGCCCUAAGCCCAGGAGACUGUCAAAAUCUGGGCGUUCUCAUCGAGGCUCGGUGGUUAACGAAUCCGACUAGGAAUCAUGAGGUUGUGGGUUCGAUUCCUGGGCUUGCUCAGUGGCUUAAGGAUCCACUGUGAGCUGUGUGCAGGUUGCAGUCUCGGGUGGGAUCCCGAGUUGCUGUGGUUCUGGCGUAGGCCAGUGGCUACAGCUCUGAUGGGACCCCUAGCCUGGGAACCUCUGUGUGCCCCGGGAGGGGCCCUAGAAAAGGCAAAAAGACCAAAAACAAAAAAACCCUGUCAACAUCUGUUUUCAGGUUCUCAAGUCUUUCAGCUGUUCCUUGCAGAACUGAUUGGCCCGAGUGAAAAAUGACUAUAACUGUAAGGCUUACUUCUCUGGGCUUCCUUCUUUUCCUCCUGUUUGUUGGUUCCAUAAUAUUUCACUGUAAAAUGAGCCCUCUGAUGUCUUGACAUAGCUCGUUUUUUUGUUCUCUGUAUUUGUUAUGCAUAUUUGACUAUGUUUAAAGCUGCUCUCUAUGAGAGGCUGAUCUGAAGCGCCUGGAGCAAACUUGGGUUCACGGCUUUGUGCAGUGAAAACAAUCUGUUGAAAGCAGAUUGGGUUAAACCAAAGUGCGGUGUUUUCUGUGGGCACCAAGCAAGACGUCCAGGUAGCUAGUGUUCAAAAGACCCAAACUCCUUGAAGGCUUUAGGGGAAAGGUCUUUCAGAACACGGGUGAGUGAGGGGGUUUGGGGUGUGUGUGAGGUCAUUGGGAUGCAACAUCAUCAACCUUCUGGUUCCACCUGGUUUGGGGUCUGCACACUUGCAGGCAGUAUGAGAUUCAUUUCUUCCACCUGGCGUGGGUUUCAGUCUCUGCAAAACAGCUCAAAGAACAUGGGUCAGAAUAUUACCUACAGCCCUGGAGGAGGAACUAAAGUUCCUUGAUUUUUGUUUUAGGGCUAAGCUAUUUUGUCUUGCCUGACUAUCUUCAUUUAUUUUUGCAUUUUUCUCACUUAACUGAUUAAAUUUUUUGGAACUGGAAGUUCCGGUUGUGGCUCAGCAGUAGCAAACCGGACUAGUAUCCCUGAGGACUCAUCUUUGAUCCUUGGCCUCAUUUAGUGGGUUAAAGAUCCCACGUUGCUGUGAGCUUUGGUGCAGGUCUCAGA
Molecule: messenger RNA, 2990 nt
Organism: Sus scrofa (pig)
Lineage: Eukaryota; Metazoa; Chordata; Mammalia; Artiodactyla; Suidae
Source: RefSeq, a predicted model, not a curated record